AAUUUGAGGCUGUUCCUAUUCACGUAUUUUGAUUGUAGUUUAUUUUAUUUUGUUUUAUUUCGUUGGUUAUAGCGAAGAUGAGACGCUGUGUUUUUUUUUAUGUAUCUUCCGGGACCAGGCCAGCGGUUCUUUACUUUGAAGUCCACAGUUAAACCCUCAGCCCAGUUGGUUUAGGAACAGCCCGGAGGAUUUCUACCGCCUGCCAUGACUUCUUGAAACACUACCUGAGGAGAGGAGUGGAGAGGAAAGCGUUUCUCUCUCUCUCUUUUUUUUAUUCGGGUCUGCAAUAAAACUGUCCAAUGUGAUAGGACAUUAGAGGACGGAGAAGAGCGCCGGGGCGGUUUAACGCACAGCCGGUUGUUGGACUACUUUACUUUCUACGUUUUCUAAUCAGUGAGGCUACUCGGGUACAUGGAUGAGUGAAGAGGAGCUAAGAAGCUCCCCCGCUGCUUUUAGAGAGUGAGGAGGAUUAGGCUGGAGCUCAGUGGAGGCACGACGGCACUCUCACACGGCAACCGGAGCUGGAGCCAUGAGCAGGGCGCUUACGGAGCACAUCAGCAGUAGCUUCCGAGAAGAUGCUCCUCGUCCUCCGGUACCGGGGGAGGAGGGAGAGGCGUCAUGCUACAACCCCAGCAGAUCUGCCAAAAUGAGAGCCCAGAGCAAGGUUAAAGAUACCCCCGCCGCCGCCGCGCCUCCCGGCUCAACACCGCGGAGGAACGAGGAUGGACUCGGGGAGCCAGAGGGCAGCGCGUCCCCGGACUCGCCCCUAGUCCGGUGGACAAAGUCUCUGCAUUUUCUCCUGGGCGACCAAGACGGCGCUCACCUCUUCAGGACCUUUUUGGAGCGGGAGAAUUGCGUGGACACUUUGGACUUUUGGUUCGCCUGCAACGGUUUCAGGCAAAUGGACUUAAAGGAUACCAAAACGUUGCGAGUUGCCAAAGUUAUUUUCAAGCGGUACAUCGAGAACAACAGCAUUGUCGCCAAGCAGCUGAAACCCGCCACCAAGACCUUCAUAAGGGAUAGUAUUAAGAAACAACAAAUAGACUCUGCCAUGUUUGACCAGGCACAGACGGAAAUUCAGUCCAACAUGGAAGAGAAUGCAUACCAGAUGUUUUUGACCUCUGACAUAUACCUCGAAUACGUGCGCACCGGCUGCGAGAACGCGGCGUACAUGAACCACGGCGGUCUCGGCAGCCUCAAGCUGAUGUGCGGAUACCUCCCUCCUCUCAUGGAGGAAGAGGAAUGGAGUUGUAAUGACCUGAAGGCAAAAACGUUAGGGUCCGUGGUGGGACUGUCUGCGAAAACCCUGAGGGCUACUGCUACCAUCCGGACAGCAGCUGAAGUCCUGGAGAACAGUUGCAGGUCCCACCGUCGAGGAGACCCUGCCAGCCCCUACUUUGUCAACUCCGGCUACAUUUUUGCCCCUGCCACCAGUGCCAAUGACAGCGAGAUCUCCAGCGAUGCCACGACAGAUGAUUCCAUGUCCAUGACAGACAGUAGUGUAGAUGGAAUCCCUCCAUAUAAGCUGGGCACCAAGAAGCAGCUCCAGAGAGAGAUGCAUCGCAGUGUCAAAAUCAAUGGCCAGGUUACGCUACCCCACUUUCCUAGGACAUACCGGCUGCCUAAGGAGAUGACCCCUGUUGAGCCUUCAGCCUUUGCUGCCCAGCUCAUUGCCAGGCUGGAGAAGCUGAAGCGAGAGCAAGACACCAUGAGCUCACUGGAGGAGAGGCUGCAGCAGAUCCAGGAGGAGGAGGAAAGAGAGGAGAGCAGUGACCUCGCUAGCAACACCUCCCUCCAUCACCCUCUGCUCCCAUCUGGCAGUCAAUGCGAAGAAGACCCCCAGGCUAUCUUAGACGAGCACCUAUCACGUGUCCUGAAGACACCUGGCUGCCAGUCACCGGGUGUGGUUCGGCACUCACCGCGCUCACGCUCCCCGGAUCGGCCGGGUGCUAUGGUAUCUUCCGACCACGGGCCUUUCUUUGGUGCUUAUCCUGGGGCCGCCAAGGUUCUAAUGACAGGCAGGCAGUCCACAAAGCACAUCCACCAUCACUACAUCCACCAUCACCACGCUGGGCCAAGGACCAAGGAGCAGAUCGAGGCCGAGGCGGCCCAGCGUGUGCAGUGCCUCUGCCCUCCAGGGGGCGCCAAUUAUUCUGACUUCACCCCUGCUCGCUGCAGCACUUUGUCCAGACGGCCUGUCAAGGCCACAGAUGAUGGCGUGUCUUCACUGCGCCUUCCCCUAGAUGCCACUGAUCGCUCUCAGAAUGUUUGGCAGUGGAUCCUAGAGAGUGAGAGGCAGGGCAAGCACAAGCCACACAGCACUCAAGGCCUGAAAAAGUCCAGUCCACUUGACUCCAAGACCCUGCCCGCUCGGACUCACUACUCUUGGGGCGGAGGCGGCAUCGGCAAUGGGGCUCACCUCCGUGGCCACCACCCUGGCCACCCGUUCAUCCAGGACCCAGCCAUGCCACCCCUGCCCCCACCCAACACCCUGGCACAGCUGGAGGAGGCCUGUCGCAGACUAGAAGAGGUCUCCAAGCCUCCAAAACAGAGGCAUUCAGCAGCAGCCAGCAGCCUUCAGAGAGACAGGAGCCAUCCAGCAGCUGCCUUCCCCACCGGAGGCAGCCCUCAAGCCAGUCCUGGACUCCAAGCAGACGAGUCUAAGGAACUAGUGGUCACCUACUUCUUCUGCGGUGAGGAGAUUCCUUAUCGCAGCAUGAUGAAGACCCACUGCCUCACCCUGGGACACUUCAAGGAGCAGCUUAGCAAGAAAGGCAACUACAGGUACUACUUCAAGAAGGCAAGUGAUGAGUUUGAGUGUGGUGCAGUGUUCGAGGAGGUGUGGGAGGAUACCACCGUGUUGCCCAUGUAUGAGGGCAAGGUCCUGGGCAAGGUGGAAAGGAUGGACUAAAAGCCGCUUUGUUGCCAACCAACCGAUGCCCUUCCCUGCCCAACCAAAAGCUAAACUGUCCCUAAAAAACUUGAGCAAGAGACUCUAUGUAAUUAACAAAAAACACUCUGGACUCUUUUUUUUGUUUUGAUUUUUCUAUUUCUUAAUAUUAAGCUAAACAGAGUUAAUAUAUCCAGCACAAGAGGAGUGAUUGAAGGAAGACGAGCCAAUGAAGUAUACCGAAUCCAGAGGAGGUGCCGUCCCUCCCUGACUUUCUCAACCAAUCAGCCUUAGAAACACAAGGGAAUGACACAACAGACUUUUAAAGGCCAAUACGAGGAUGAUGAUGAUGAUGAUGAUUGGAGGCCAGUGGGAGUGAGUCCCCGCCUCUUCUUGAAUAUAACCACUGAAGAUGUAGAUGACUGUUUUGUUGUGACGUGAUAAGGGACUGAUGGUGCAUUCACUCCGGCUUCCCGGCCGAGUGCGGCGGACUAGCAGGCGUUGAAGAUGCAGAGCCACCAACCUGCUCUUAACGUUACACUCCAACUUCGUUACAAAAACGUCUGUACGUGUGCAUAUACAUACAUGCAUAUUUUAUAUAUACAUGUAUUAUAUAUAUAGAUGCUUUUUGUCAUGAGUUGAAAGUUUUAUUAAGUAUUUAUUGAAAAAAAAACAACCCACUCCUUUCCCUGUUCUCCCGUCCUAAGUCUUCUUAAACCUGUGUUCCUCCCCCUCCUCCCUAUUUCCAGCCAAUGGGCAAGCUGCUUUGAAUGUUGGGAGAAUACUGUGGUGAUAAUGUUUAGUGUUUGUUUUUGUUUUUGUUUGUUUUUAUUUUACACAAAGGAUGUGACACUAGCCUAGCACCUCCCAUAGCCUUGUAGCCCCGUCUGACCCAAACUAACAACCUUAGCAGUGGUCUUGUCCGAGGCUCACUCCCUCCACUAUCCUUAUGGGUAAUCCCAGUCUUAAAUGCUGCUGAUAGUUUGUAAUGUUAAGUUUGUCACACUAGCGUUUCCGUUCCCUCGUUCUCUCCCCCUCCCUGUUUUUUUUUUUCUCGUUCUCUCAGUCCGGCGACAGAGCUCGAUCUUUUUUGUUGUGCCUUUGUUUGUAAACCAGGCAUUGCACAGGGGGGGGAGGGGGUGAAAAUAGUUGCAGAUACACACAGAGGAGACCUGCAGCACAAGUUUUACCAUCUAAUAAUGGCAGUGUUUACAGCCUGCACACCAAAAUAACUUGUGCUAACAAGAACCAGUUUGGGUCAUUGAGAACGACUUCUCGAGGAAGUCAGCUAGCGUGUCAAAAAACACAAAAAAAGAACAAAAAAAAAAGUGAACAUUGAAGAAUUAUGGCUCCAAUAUCCUUUGAAUGUUGUUACAGUAACAUCGUAUAUAGCACAGUUCCUGUAUACAUUGUAAUUAUGCAUUCUGAAGUAUGGAUA
Messenger RNA from Toxotes jaculatrix (banded archerfish), 4328 nucleotides. RefSeq names its product axin-2-like. The transcript is spliced from 11 exons. Gene Ontology annotation, biological process: negative regulation of canonical Wnt signaling pathway. The coding region runs from base 530 to 2911 and encodes 793 amino acids. NCBI's taxonomy places the organism in Eukaryota, Metazoa, Chordata, Actinopteri, Toxotidae. The record is from RefSeq and is a predicted model, not a curated record.